This is a messenger RNA of Oncorhynchus kisutch (coho salmon), 4048 nucleotides long. RefSeq names its product leucine-rich repeat and immunoglobulin-like domain-containing nogo receptor-interacting protein 3. Gene Ontology annotation, molecular function: protein binding. The record is from RefSeq and is a predicted model, not a curated record. The transcript is spliced from 2 exons. Gene Ontology annotation, cellular component: plasma membrane. Bases 559 to 2379 code for a protein of 606 amino acids. NCBI's taxonomy places the organism in Eukaryota, Metazoa, Chordata, Actinopteri, Salmoniformes, Salmonidae.
AGCACAGAUGUGCUCCACUGAACAGCAGCAGGGCUGUCUCUCUCCCUCACACACACAUGCGCACACACAUACACUCACAUGCCCCUGUAGUGAAAGAGCACACCAUCACCAGCUCAGGCUGUCACAGUGGCAGAGACACAAAGCCCUGUGCCCAAUGGGAACUAGGAGCUGACUCUGGAACACAAAGAAGAGAGAGAGAGGGGGAAAGAGACUUCAGUUGCCUUUUCAUCUGCAGAGGUAGAGGGAAGAGGUUGAUGCACUAUAGAUAGCGGGAGCGAGGGGGAGCGAGAGGGGGAGCGAAGCAAUUGCAGUCAGGCUCAGUUGCUGCUGUCAAAAGCUGGAGGCUCAGUGAGUAUUAUCAUAGGAAGCUGGUGGAGCAACAUCACAGUCCAACACACGCACACUCUUUGGACAGACGGACCGCAGAACCAGAGACGCACAGGCAACACACACACGCCGAGUGAGGACCAGGCUUGCGAACGUGGAUGGACCACCGGUCAAGAUCUGGGUGUCUGGUGCAGUGAUCCAGCCCCAGUGGUGCAAAGGUAGUGAGGGUACAUGGCAGCCGUUCCAGGCCUGGGGUGGCCUGGCCUGCUACUGUUGCUGCUGACUACUGUGGCCUCCACUCAGAGCCAAGGCUGUCCCCAGCGCUGUGAGUGCAUGGCCAAGCUCAAGUCUGUGGCAUGCCAGGGCAAGCGCCUGUCUGCCUUCCCCGACGGCAUCUCCUCGGACACACGUCUGCUGGACCUGAGUGGGAACAGGCUUCGCUGGGUGGAGCAUGGCGACCUCCUCUCCUUCCCUCGGCUGGAGGAUCUGGACCUGAGUGAGAACAUCAUCACCGUCCUGGAACCCAACGCUUUCUCCAGCCUGCAGAGCCUGAGGGUGCUGUCGCUGAGGGGGAAUCAGCUCAAACUGGUCCCCAUGGGCGCCUUCUCACGCCUCACCAACCUCACCACACUGGACCUGAGCGGGAACAAGAUUGUCAUCCUGUUGGACUUCACCUUCCAGGACCUGAAAAGCCUGAGGAACCUGGAGGUUGGUGACAACGACCUGGUCUACAUCUCCAACAAGGCCUUCCUGGGCCUGGUGGGUCUGAGGGAGCUCACCAUUGAGAGGUGUAACCUGACCUCCAUCUCCAGCCAGUCCCUGUCCUACCUCCGCAGCCUGGUCACUCUGCGCCUGCGCUACCUCAGCAUCUCCUCCCUGGAGGACCAGAACUUCCGUAAACUGGGCGGGCUGCGGGGGCUGGAGAUCGACCACUGGCCUUUCCUGGAGCACAUCUCCCCCCACAGCCUCCAGGGCCUUAACCUGUCCUGGCUGUCGAUCACCAACACCAACAUCACCUCUGUGCCCACGGCCGCCCUGCGCAGCCUGCCCCACCUCAUCAGCCUCAAUCUCUCAUACAACCCCAUCUCUGUGCUGGAGUCCUGGGCCCUGAGGGACUUGGUACGUCUAAAGGAGCUGCACCUGGUCAACACCAACCUGAUGAUGGUGCAGCCAUAUGCCCUCGGCGGCCUUCGGCAGAUCCACCUGCUCAACCUGUCCACUAACGCCCUGGUAACCCUGGAGGAGGGUGCCUUCCAGUCCGUCAAUACCCUGGAGACGCUGCGUGUGGAUGGGAACCCUCUGUCCUGUGACUGCCGCCUGCUCUGGAUCCUCCAGCGCAGGAAGACCCUCAACUUUGAAGGGAAGUCCCCAGUGUGUGCAGGCCCCAUGGAGGUGCAGGGCAGGGCCCUCAGCGCAUUCUCAGACUCUGCCCUCUUCGACCACUUUACCUGCCAGAAGCCCAAGAUACGCAACAGGAAGCUGCAGCCAGUGACUGCCAGGGAGGGCCAGGUGGUGUCUUUUGUGUGCCGGGCGGAGGGUGAGCCCACACCUAUCAUCUUCUGGGUAUCUCCCCAGCGCCGCCGGAUCACUACCAAGAGUACUGGACGUGUCACCGUCCUACCCGAGGGAACGUUGGAGAUUCGCUACGCCCAGCUGACCGACACCGGCACCUACAUCUGCAUUGCCAGCAACGCUGGGGGCAAUGCCACCUACUUUGCCACGCUGACCGUGAGUUCACUGCCUCUGGACGCUGCUCUCAUGGCCAACCGCACAUACUACACAGGUGACCUCAACGAGACCAAUCUGAACGACACCAAGGUCUUCCUCAAGUUCACCUUGGACCUCAAGACAAUCCUGAUAUCCACAGCCAUGGGGUGUUGCUUGUUCCUUGGCGUGGUGGUUUUCUGUUUCCUGAUGCUGUUCGCAUGGAGCCAGGGCCGGGGACAGCACAAGAAUAACUUCUCAGUUGAGUACUCUUUCAGAAAGGUGGACGGCCCUGCAGCCAGCGGCGGACAAGGAGGGGCCCGCAAGUUCAACAUGAAGAUGAUUUGAAUCAGAAAACGGGUCACUCUGUUUACUAGUAGACUCAGAUGGGGACACAAUAAUAACUUUGGACUUUAUGAUUCGGAUCCCUAUUGGUUCAGAAAUCAACACAUUAGGUGAUCUAAGACAAUGUACUAAAACUUUGUUUUGUAUUUGUAAAUGUCUGUAUCAACAAAAAGUAAAUAGGUAAAUGGAUUUGGUACAGACACAUUUUCUCUCAUUUGCUAUUUGUGUAUUGUGGUUUAUCUUGUGUAGAUGAGUCUGGAUGAUAGUUAAAGAUGUCACUAAAUCCCAUUGACUGUUAAGAUUCAAAACACAACACCCCUGCACAGCUCCAUCUGUCUCUCUGCAGUGCACCCUCCCCUUUUAAGGUUCUUAAAAGGAGAGGGUGACCUGGGGCUCCGAGGUAUGGGAACGCAUGGAAAAAAUGACCUUUAUAUUAAAGCAUUGCAUGCAUUAUCACCGCUUUUGCUUACUGGCAUAGAGCAGUAUAGUAGAGGCGCCUGUAGAAGUUGCACACAUGGGGCAAACAUGGGGCAAACAUUUGUAGUCUAGGGUCCGGGAAAAAUGUGGCCUUUUAUAUUUCAUGCAAUUCUACAUCAUUUUAGAUGACUGGAGACUAGCAGAAUAUUUUUUAUACCUCACAAAUUAUGAAAUUGUCAGGCUACUUUGACACUGACAAACUGAGAAUCUGAGAUCAAGAAAAACGACCUUGUCUUGAAUCCAUCAGUAGCCUAGGCCUAGGUUUGUGGAGACACAUAUUGUACAAUAUGAGGAGGAAAAUAUAGUCAUAAAAAGCUUCCAGUUUCACUGACUCAACCAAUGAUGAGCAGCUCACUCAUGGACAUGGCCGAUGCGCUCGUGCCAAAAGCUUGUCGCUCUCGUUUUACUUUGUAAGACAAUGCUGUUUGCUUAAUAGGCCUAUUUGGAAGUUGAUAACUUGGUAGCCUACAAUCAGAUUAGUAUAGUCUUUUCGGCAGGAUCCCUUUCAUUUCCAACCUGUGUUUUCUCGCGAUUGCAUUUUAAAUAUUGCGAAAGGCCUGUUUUGGCUGCAUGCUGUUCACUGACAGAUUUGCCUCGCGUUCCUGACUCUCAGCAUGCCUUGUGAUUGGGCUACACACAAUCCACAGCAAGGCUAUUUAAAAAAAAAAAAAAAAAAGAGAUAUUGAUUCUCUGUAGCUAAAUUAUAGUCCAACUCCUGAUGUAGUAUUCAGAAUUAUGUCAUUUAUUUCUGAACAUGGAGGUAAUUCUAUUACUUUGGCAAAUGUAUUUGAAUUCAUCAUGGGUGCUGUGGCACCUUCAGCACCCCUCCUGCGUAUAUGAUUCUAUUUUUUUAUUUAUUUUUUUAUUUAUUUAUUUUACCUUUAUUUAACCAGGUAGGCAAGUUGAGAACAAGUUCUCAUUUACAAUUGCGACCUGGCCAAGAUAAAGCAAAGCAGUUCGACAGAUAAAACGACACAGAGUUACACAUGGAGUAAAAACAAACAUACAGUCAAUAAUGCAGUAUAAACAAGUCUAUAUACAAUGUGAGCAAAUGAGGUGAGAAGGGAGGUAAAGGCAAAAAAGGCCAUGAUGGCAAAGUAAAUACAAUAUAGCAAGUAAAAUACUGGAAUGGUAGUUUUGCAAUGGAAGAAUGUGCAAAGUAGAAAUAAAAAAAUAAUGGGGUGCAAAGGAGCAA